UCCAGAAGUGUUACCAUGUCGGAGGCUAACGAGUCUCUGCUGAGUGGUCAUAAGGCUACGCCCCUGGAGGGAGAAGACCUCGCCCAGCAGGACAAGAACUUCAUCGGUUUCACCCACGGUCUAGUACGACUCACCCCCGGUGGCUGGUUCCUCCCUUCCGCCUACACCAACUAUGCUGAUAAAAUCUACAACUUUCAGUGGCGAGGCAGUGACGUGGUGGUGAUGAGCUACCCGAGGUGUGGUUCCUCAUGGAUGCAAGAGGUGGUAUGGACCAUGAGGAAUAACCCAGACCUUGAUAAUCCUUUGGCAACUACGCCCAUCCUGUCCAGGGUUCCUAUUGUUGAUAUGGACAUGUUAACGGACGGGAAGAAGAUGCCACCGAUCACCCCAGAUAACCCUCUUCUUCAAGGCUUCCUCAAGCUGUGUCCAGGAGCCAACCCAGCAGACGGUGUCAAUCUCCAGGUGUCUGCCGCCAUGCCCGACCCCAGGGUUAUCAAGAGCCACCUGCCGUUCUCCCUCCUGCACCCUACACUCCUGGAGAAGGCCAAGGUGGUGUACAUAGCCAGGAACCCCCGCGAUAUGGUCGUGUCUCUGUACCACCACUGUCGUCUCAUCAACAACUUCAGCUACUCCGGCACACUUGACCAGUUCAUCAAGUAUGUCGUUGAUGAUGAUGUGGUGUACGGGCCCUACUGGCUGCACGUGAAGGAGGCCUGGGAGAAGCGUCAACAUCCCAACCUUCACUUCCUCUUCUACGAGGACCUGAGAGCUGACGCGAUGGCCGAGUUGAAGAAACUGAACGACUUCCUGGGCACAAAACUCAACCAAGAACAACUUGAGAAUGUGGCCAGACACACCAGCUUCAGUGAGAUGCAGGCCCGAGACAACCUGAUGGGCAGCAAGUCAUCAGAGAACCCGAUGAUGAACCCAGAUAUUGUGAAGCAGGACGGAGGCUUCUUCAGGAAAGGUGAGGUGGGGAGCUGGAAGGAGAAGCUUACGACUGAAAUGGUGGAGAAACUCGACCAGUGGAUCAAGAAGAACCUCAACCAAGUCCCCUUCAAGUACACCCUGAUACAGGCACAUAUGGAACUGCAUAGUGGCCACAAGAUAAAAUACCUGGGGGAGAAGGAAAUGGCUAAACUGAAGAGUGAUUUUACUGGCUGUGGCUACCAAGACCUUCUCCGCCUCAGCCCCGGCAGGUGGCUCUACCCCAGGCUCUAUAUGAAAUAUGCUGAUAAACUCUACAAUUUUGAGUUCAAACAGAGUGACGUGUUGGUAAUGACGUAUCCUAAAUGUGGGACGACGUGGGUACAGGAGGUAGUAUGGACUAUGUUGAAUAACCCGGACCUGAAGCAUUCCAAGACUCACCAACCCAUCAUGUAUCGCUCUCCUUUCCUGGAAUUGGACAUGUUCACAGAUUUAGCAGAGGAUGGUCUUGAGGGAGUGAUGAUAAAGUUAUUGGAGACGACACCUGACCCACGGACCAUCAAAACCCAUCUGCCUCUCUCUCUCAUGCCGUCCUCCCUCCUCAACACUACCAAGGUGGUGUAUGUAGCAAGGAAUCCCAAGGAUGUGGUCACCUCCUACUAUCACCACUGUCGAAUUACUAAACUAGUAAACUACAAGAGCUCGCUCGAGCAGUUUGUUCGGUACUUUGUGGACGACAACGUGGUGUACGGGCCCUACUGGCUGCACGUGAAGGAGGCCUGGGAGAAGCGUCAACAUCCCAACCUUCACUUCCUCUUCUAUGAGGAUUUGAAGACUGACACAAUGGCUGAGUUGGGAAAACUAAACGACUUUUUAGGCACAAUGUUGACCGAAAAUCAACUUGAAAGGGUAGCAAUACACACAAGCUUCGAUGAAAUGAAAACCAGAAAAGCUCUGCUUGGAGAAAUGGAAGACGAUCCAAAUAAAUUUAACCUGGACAUCAUAAGCCUGGAUGGGGGCUUCUUCAGGAAGGGAGAUAUUGGUGACUGGCAGACCAAGCUGACACCCCCAAUGGAGGAUAAAAUUAAUAAAUGGAUCGAAGACAAUUUGAACGAAAUCGGCAUCACCUUUAAGUUUUCCAACUGACACAGUAUACAUUACCUGCUCGGGUCGCCUCUCGCUGCCACUGUGUACCUUUGUAUGAACACUAAUCUUGUUGUCAACUGUAUACGCUUUCAAUGAUGACUUUGCUCUUAAUAUCGUUUAUAAAUACACAAUGAUCUGAAAAUAGGUAAUGUUAUAUAGAUAAAAUAGGAUUAAUGGGAGAUGAGCCUCCAAAUUUCCUUUAUUAAUGUGUAUUUAUUUCUAAACUGUUCCUUAUCUAUCACGUUUGUAUUUCCUUUACCGGUCUGUUACAAACAUUGAAAAUACAAUGUACUGGUACCAUUAUAUUGAAAACAUACAAUAUUAACAUUAUUCUGUUUGUACAAUAAAAUAACAAUAAAAAGUU
Molecule: messenger RNA, 2437 nt
Organism: Homarus americanus (American lobster)
Lineage: Eukaryota; Metazoa; Arthropoda; Malacostraca; Decapoda; Nephropidae
Exons: 13
Coding region: 16-2073 (685 amino acids)
Biological process (GO): sulfation
Cellular component (GO): cytoplasm
Molecular function (GO): sulfotransferase activity
Source: RefSeq, a predicted model, not a curated record